This is a messenger RNA of Anopheles merus, 2218 nucleotides long. RefSeq lists its product as uncharacterized. The record is from RefSeq and is a predicted model, not a curated record. The coding region runs from base 924 to 1868 and encodes 314 amino acids. Lineage: Eukaryota; Metazoa; Arthropoda; Insecta; Diptera; Culicidae. The transcript is spliced from 2 exons.
CAUUUCAUUUACUUGAUGUCUUAAACAGUUUAAUGAAUAAUGAUUGCACGUGAUAACACCUCUGGUCACCAAUAAUUAGACAAUCAUUAUUAAAUUGCUACUGAAACCCAACUAUAAACGGAAUAAUUACUAGACAAUUUGAAACAAAAUCGUUAAGCAAAUUAUGGUUUCAAGUUUAGUGUGCUAAAAGCGGCCUUUGUUCAACAUGUCCCGCAAGAUUGUUCGAAUAUCCUUUGCGAUCCACGCUUUACUCAGUAUUCGUGCACAGGCCGAUCGACAAGAGCUAGUUUUAGAUUAUCUAACCAAUAUCACCCACAAUCUUCAGAUCCAACAUGCUGGAGUGUUUAAUUGCUGGCUACUGCAGUUUUCCAACAAAUCUGUACUAUCAACGAUGCUGAACGACAUCGCACAGCGCCUGAAUAAUCAAGAUAUCAGUCUGUUGCAAGCGGACCAUCGGGGUCAGCAUGUUCCUACAUUCCGAGAGCCCAACUUGGUCAUAAUACUAUGGGGAAAUCAACAGCAAACAUUUGACAACUUCUACACCAGUCAGUGGAUAGUGAACAUACCGCCCGAAUGUCCUACAAUUGUCCUGUUUGAACAUGAUGAAACUGGGACUGAUCAGCCAAGGAAAAUCGGAGAGUAUUUCCAAACGAGAUUGGUGUUCUACUUCAUAUUGAUCGCAAUCAACGAGGACGCCGUGUUCUGCUUUCGUUAUCAACCGUUACGCAUCACGAGUCACUCCGGCCUCCCCACGCUCGAUCAACUGUUCUUCGACCGGCUACAGACGAUGCAGUUCAAAAGUUUAGUGGCCGGAUACGUUAAGGAUUACUACACAUCCAUUUACUGUGAAAAGCUGCACGCUUCGAUGCAACAGCAAUGAAUCUCUGGCCCAGUGUGUAUCGCGGUACAAUCCGAUACAUUUGAUGCUAAAUCGAUAUUUUAUGGUGCAGUACGACAAAUUCGCCGUAAGUGGUGUAGCCAUGGAACAGUUCGCUAUUGCCACACCGAAGGGACGCUUGCUUACUGUGUGGGAAAUUAUGCUCAAACCAUUCCAGCAGUCUGCCUGGGGCAUGAUACUGGGCAUCCUUGUAACCUAUCAGAUAAUCCAUCAACUGAAGCCGACACUUUUCUCCAACAAUCUGCUAGCUUUGGCACUCUUUGGGUUUGAUAAGCGACAGCUAGUCCUUUCCAAAAGCAUCGAGAAAAUAACCGCUUGUGCAUUGAUCGUGCUAUUUUUCCAACUCAAGUGUGCGUACGAGGCAAAGCUUGUAUCGUACAUCACCGAAGCGCCACGUGUCCCAGACGCUAAGUCAGUUGAAGACUUGCGCGAACGCAACAUCACUGUACAUUAUAGAAGUUUCAAUAUUACGUUAGUGCAUAAACUACACGGUAUGGUCAAGUUCUACGGCAAAGAUCAAUUCGAAUUCGAUGGAAUAACGAUUGUGGAAAAUCGUGCUGCUCUGAUUACGGAAAAACUAUUUGCCGAUAACAUGGACGGCUACGGAACGCAAUACACACUACUGAGCGAGAAUGUGUACGAGGCUAUUCCGUUUUAUGUAUUUGGCGCCAAGUCCCUGCUGGUAAGGCGCUUUCAUAACUUUCAACAGCGCGUCUUCGAAGCCGGUAUGCAGCAGCGCUGGCGUCGGGAAUAUUAUAAUUGCUUUCUAUGGUACAUCAUUCGAGAUCGACUUAAGUACACACAUCAUUCCGAACGUACAUACGAUGGAUCAUCUAUUAUCAUUAGCUACAACCAUCUCAAGCCACUGUUGCUGUUUUUCUUCGUUCAAUGGACCUUGGAGGUAAUGGUUUUUGGGAUCGAAAUAUUGGUGGGAAUAUUUAAACGAUCGCAAUACAUUGAUGUCAUAUAACGUGUGUCGAUAAAAUUCUUCAAUCGUUACUGCAAUUUUGUUUUAAAUGUUAUAAAUUAAAUCUCGUGAACAGGACAGACAUGCUUUUUGGUGUGUUAUUCCCCGAUCGUCAUCAUGCCAUGAUCGUAAGCCUUGUAAAUGUACAUUUUUGGGUCCAUUUUGGCUAAGACUAGAAACCAUGUGAUUGUAAGCGAUGUUAUCACAAGUAAUCGAGAUGCCUCGAGGCAACGGUUUUUUUUUUACAGACUGUGGAUUAAGUACGCAGGGAUGAAAAUGUAUUGAAAUUAUCUAGAACCUAAUUGUGCUGUGCUUAAGGCCAAAUCAAUCUACGAACAUAUAGUCCAAAUCAA